UAGGUUUCAAGUUCCAGUUACUUCCAGAAAGUUGGGGAACAUCCAAAGAAAGGGGGAUCAGCAUCCUGUGAGCUUUACGAAGUGUUUGUUCUGGGCAGAUUUCACGAAAAAUAUCUCGGUUUGUGACAGGGAAGCUGUGACAUCAGCGCGUAGUCUAUGGCAUAAUUUCAAUAAUCAAGAGAUUCUGACACCAUUUCAAGUUUCGAUGAAGAAAUAAUCGAAUGACCAUCAAAACAUCUGGAUGAUGUGUUUUGUUUAAUGCAGGAUCCUAAGCUGGUGUUUAGCAUUGUGUAAGACUUCAGUCACAAUGUACGAGGUGAUCAUACUGAAGGAAGGCUACAGCCAGACUGAGGGACCAGGUCACCAGAAAGCAUGUGGCACCAUUACCUUGCUGAAAGGUCCAAAGAACAUCAUUGUAGAUACGGGAAAUCCAUGGGAUAAAGACCUAAUACUUAAAGGUCUAGAGAAGCAUGGUACCUCCCCAGACAAGAUCGAGUAUGUUGUAUGCUCCCAUGGCCACUCUGAUCAUGUCGGCAACCUCAACCUCUUUCUUCAUGCCACCCACAUCCUGUCACAUGACAUUUGUCAUGGUGACAUGUAUGUAGAACAUAAUUUUGAUAUGGGAAUUCCUUAUGAAAUUGAUGAUGAUGUAGAAGUCGUCCCCACUGCCGGCCACACAGGUUCUGACGUGUCUGUUAUUGUACGUAACACUAAACUGGGCACUGUGGCAGUCACAGGUGAUUUGUUUGAGUGUAAAGAAGAUCUAGAAAACCCCAGUUUAUGGCAGGACAACAGUGAAAAGCCAGAUAUUCAGGAGCAAAGCCGUAUCAACAUCCUAAGAAUAGCGGACUAUAUAGUGCCCGGCCAUGGAGAAAUGUUUAAAGUGCCUGAUGCCUACAAACGACAGAUGAGAGUGGUCAUGUACUACGAGGAGGUACAGGCAACAACACUCGACGGAAAAUCUGAAUCGUCAAAACUGGAAUAUGUCGUGAUGGAGGAAGAUUAGAGAUGAUGUAUAGGAUGACAUUCAGAGUUGUAAUUUAUUUUAACAAAAGCAACAUUCUGCUUAGAAAUGUCUUUCGGAAACUAGUCUACAAAUAUUAUCAAGUCAUACUUUAAUAUGGUACUGAACAAUUUUAACUUCUACAUUGAUUAAUGAGGUAAAUAGUUAGAAAUUGCGAGUUUGGAAAACCUUGAUUUUUAAUUUGAUUUUGUACAGUUCAUUGAUUGUAUCAGUUAUGAGGUAAGGGAAUUAAUUGUCGAAGGAGAAACGACAGGUGAUUCACAAAGUGAUCAUUGUGGAUGUUUUCUUGAUUGAUUCUAGAUUAAUGACUGGCUGUUUAGUUGUAAUGGAAUCUAAAAUUUAUGACUAGUUUUAUCUUAAUUCUUUUGAUUUGUUUGAUUCAAACUUCUGAUACAAGUUGUUACUUGGAUUAUAUGUCGACACAUUUCUUUAUAAAUACCAAAACACUGGAACUGAGGACAAUUUCUUUUUGCUAAAAAAACCGCUACUUAUUUAAAUUUGGUUUCAGAAAAAUGUUUACCCAUGACACCAGUAUGAAACCAUAAUAGAUAUGUGCAAUGUAUUGUCAAGUAUUAUUAUAAUAUAUUUGCUUUGAUGCCGAAUAGUUAAUUGGAGCUAUGUGUACAGAUAUAUAUGCCUUCCCUCAAUGAGUGAUCACCAUGCUUUGAUAAAUUUUAUUAUACCGUCCUAUGCCAGGCAUGGAGUGAUGCUUGUUCAGGCUAAGCCAAAUAUACAGUUGCAGUUCUUGAGUAGAUAUGUAAAAUUUUGCUUUUGAUAUUUUGUUUGCAGCAAUGAAUUUAAUUAAUUGUAAAUCUAUCAGUAAAAUAACAAUAGAAUGACUGAUAGUAAGGUUUAAAUUAAGUCAUGCAGCAGUGAUUCCACUUGGGUGGGGAGGGGGGUGUGGGGAGGGGCUGGAUCGAGAACGAAAGGAAUUUACUAGAAUAGGUUACUGAGGGGCUGGAUGGAGAACGAAAGGAAUUUACUAGAAUAGGUUACUAGAUUUGGAUUCAUAAAGGCUUGAUAAAAGGAUAAUUAUUAUAUAAACUAAUAAAAAAAACCAAUAAACAUACCACUAAUUAUGAGAGAAAAAAAUGUUAGAUUAUUUUUGUAAUCACAUUUCUGUGACCAAAGUAAACUUGUGUUUAUGAAAAAAGUGUGUAUGUGAUAAAUUUAUAACAUUGUGUCAGUUAACAUAUUGUUGAUAAUUAAAUGCUACUUGUUUCAUUCAUGAAAGUUUAUUGUUGGCUGAUGUAUCAAUAAAUGUUGUUUUCCUGAAAAGUACA
Messenger RNA from Pecten maximus, 2307 nucleotides. RefSeq names its product metallo-beta-lactamase domain-containing protein 1-like. NCBI's taxonomy places the organism in Eukaryota, Metazoa, Mollusca, Bivalvia, Pectinida, Pectinidae. The transcript has 7 exons. The coding region runs from base 308 to 1006 and encodes 232 amino acids. The record is from RefSeq and is a predicted model, not a curated record.